ACGAGAGACAGAGCCGGCAUGGCAUGCCGCUAUCGCACACUGAUUGCAAUUAGCUGCAUUUCCUCCCAUCUUCUUCCUUCCUUCCUACCCUGUUCCCCCCUCCCCCGCUACUGAGUUGAAUCAUUCCAACUCAUAGCUCCGCCCCGCACAUAAAUCAGCUUCACAAGCCGAUUUAGUCUGUUCUCGCCUACUACGGAGCAAAUCGCUGCUGCCUUCUCGACUCCACCGCAGAUCUCAUACUUUGCUCCCGCGCGAGAAUCCGUCGGAACUGAUCAUACUCAUCGUUCGAUCGGCAGUUCGAAACAUACCUGUUGUCCUGCUCCAUCGGCCACCUAGUACAGGUUCCAGAAGCUCAAAUGGCCGAGGCUGUACUCAUUGCGGUGACGAAGAUUGCUUCCAUUGUAACAGAUGAAGCCGUCAAGGGCAUCAUAGCUAAGCUGUCUGAAAAAUUUACUAACCUGAAGGAACUUCCGCUAAAGAUUGAGCAAAUAAGAAAGCAGCUGACUAUUAUGAGCAACGUAAUAACUAAGAUAGGAACGGUAUACCUCACGGAUGAAGUAGUCAGGAGUUGGAUUGGGGAGGUCCGCAAUGUGGCCUACCAUGUUGAAGAUGUAAUGGAUAAAUACUCAUACCAUGUUCUUCAACUUAAGGAAGAAAGGUUCCUGAAGAAAUACUUCGUCAAAGGAACACAUUAUGCCAAAGUUUUCAGUGAAAUUACGGAUGAGGUAGUUCAGGUAGAGAAGGAAAUUCAGCUAGUUAUACAGAUGAAAGGCCAGUGGUUGCUGCCAUCCCAGCUUGUUGCUAACCCACUUACUGAGAUGGAAAGACAGCAGUCCAAAGACAACUUCCCUGGACUUGUCAAAGAUGAAGAUUUAGUAGGGAUUGAAGAAAACAGAGCAUUGCUGACUGAAUGGUUGUACUCCGAAGAGCUGGAUAACACUGUCAUAACAGUAUCGGGCAUGGGUGGAUUGGGAAAAUCCACCCUAGUUUCAAAUGUUUAUGAACGUGAAAAGAUAAACUUUUCUGCGCAUGCAUGGAUUGUUGUGUCACAAGUUUACACUCUUGAUGUCCUGUUGAGGAAGCUACUGUGGAAGAUUGGAUAUACCGAACAACCGCUGUCAGCAGGUAUUGACAAAAUGGAUGUGCAUGACUUGAAAAAGGAAAUACAGCAGAGACUUGGAAAUAGAAAAUAUCUGAUUGUACUGGAUGAUGUCUGGGAGCAAGAGGUAUACUUCCAAAUGCACGAUGCUUUCCAGAAUCUCCAAGGAAGUCGCAUCAUCAUUACAACCCGGAAGGACCAUGUAGCAGGAAUUUCUUCUCCGACCCGUCAUCUUGAGCUCCUGCCACUGGGUAAUCCUGAUGCAUUUGACCUCUUCUGCAGAAGGGCUUUUUAUAACAGGAAGGGUCAUAUUUGCCCCAAAGAUCUUGAGGCAAUUGCUAUUUCUAUCGUUGACAGGUGCCAUGGCCUGCCUCUAGCAAUUAUUACAAUUGGCAGCCUGUUGUCAUCGAGACAAGGAUUAGACUUUUGGAAAAAUAUGUACAACCAGCUUCGAAGUGAGUUGUCAAACAAUGAUCAUGUCCGAGCUAUUUUAAAUCUGAGCUACCAUGACCUUUCAGGCGACCUCAGAAACUGCUUCUUGUACUGCAGUCUCUUUCCUGAAGAUCACCCCAUGUCACGUGACAGCCUUGUGCGUCUGUGGGUUGCAGAAGGAUUUGUGCUGGGUAAAGACAAGAACACACCAGAGAUGGUAGCUGAGGGAAAUCUCAUGGAAUUGAUCCACCGCAAUAUGCUUGAGGUGGUGGAGAAUGAUGAGCUUGGUAGAGUCACCACCUGUAAGAUGCAUGAUAUUGUGCGUGAACUGGCUAUUUCUGUUGCUAAGGAAGAGAGGUUUGCUUCAGCAAAUGACUACGGCACAAUGAUACAGAUGGGUAAGGAUGUUCGUCGGCUCUCAUCUUGUGGAUGGAAGGACAACACCGCGCUGAAACUUAAUCUUCCACAUCUUCGAACUGUAGUGGCACUUGGAGUAAUUUCACCCUCUCCGAGCAUGCUGUCGUCAAUUUUGGCUCAAUCCAACUACCUUACAGUUCUUGAGUUGGAAGACUCUGAAGUCACUGAAGUUCCAACAUCCAUAGGGUCCCUAUUCAAUCUACGUUACAUCGGGUUACGACGCACCAGGGUCAAGUCACUUCCAGACUCUAUUGAGAAUCUGUCUCACCUCCACACCCUGGACAUUAAGCAAACCAAAAUAGAGAAGCUACCGCGAGGACUUUUCAAGAUCAAGAAGCUGCGGCACCUUUUUGCUGAUAGAUAUGCUGAUGAGAAGCAGACGGAGUUUCGGUACUUUAUUGGAGUGCAAGCACCUAAAGAUCUGUCCAGCUUGGAAGAACUUCAAACUCUCGAGACUGUGGAGUCCAGCAAUGACUUGGCGGAGCAGCUGAGGAAACUGAUGCAACUUAGAAGCGUGUGGAUUGAUAACAUUAGUGCUGCUGACUGUGGAAACCUAUUUGCUACCCUGUCAACUAUGCCACUUCUUUCGAGCCUGCUUCUUUCUGCAAGGGAUGAGAAUGAGGUACUUUGCUUCCAGGCUCUCCAGCCAACGUCUGCAGAUCUACACAGGUUGAUUAUCAGAGGGCAAUGGGCCAAGGGGACACUAAAUUGUCCGAUCUUUCUCAGCCAUGGGAAAAACCUGAAGUAUCUAGCUCUAAGCUGGUGUCACCUUGGGGAAGACCCACUGGGGAUGCUCGCGCCCCACAUGCCGAACCUCACAUAUCUGAAACUGAACAACAUACGUAGCGCAAAUACUUUGGUUCUUGCUAAAGAUUCCUUUCCAAACCUGAAGACGCUUGCCUUGAAGCUCAUGCCUGAUGUCAAGGUGAUAAACAUCAAUAGUGGCGCUCUUCCAUGCAUUGAAGGUCUGUUUAUUGUGUCGCUGCCGAAACUUGAUAAGGUCCCCCAAGGCAUUGAAUCUCUUCACUCCCUGAAGAAGCUCUGGAUGCUGGCUUUGCACAAGGAUUUCAGAAGUAAGUGGCUCAAUGACAGAAUGCACCAAAAUAUGCAGCAUGUUCCAGAGGUUCGUGUCUAGAUGUGGCAAGUCGGUUCUUUCAGCAGUGCCAUUCUUGUAUGCCGCAUCCAGUGCAACUGCUUCGUACUUUUGAUCAUUCCAAUGAGUUCGCAAUUAUCGACAUCUCACAUCACCAGUAGCAUUUGGUCAGUACUUGUAUGCUGUAACACAUCUAUUCCUCAAAGAUUGGCGUUCCAGAGGCCUCUGUACCGUUUUGUGGUUUGUAAGUUAUGUGUUCUUAGUAUGAUUUCGCACAAUGGUAUGUAUUGUUUCUGCCAAACAUCUUCUGUGAUGAAUCAUGGCGAACAUAUCAUUUUAUAUCUUGAUCUAUGUCACUGUAUAUAUAAUACUAUAAUCCCAUGAUCUGGUAAUUCUGAUUCGCCAAGAGGUAUGAUUCAUACA
Molecule: messenger RNA, 3464 nt
Organism: Lolium rigidum
Lineage: Eukaryota; Viridiplantae; Streptophyta; Magnoliopsida; Poales; Poaceae
Product: disease resistance protein RPM1-like
Exons: 3
Coding region: 357-3083 (908 amino acids)
Biological process (GO): defense response to other organism
Molecular function (GO): ADP binding
Source: RefSeq, a predicted model, not a curated record